AUGCCUAUUAAUCAGCCCUCGAAUCAGAUCAAGUUCACAAACGUAUCUAUCGUGAAGUUAAAAAAAGGCAAAAAGCGCUUCGAACUAGCAUGCUAUAAAAACAAACUCCUAGAAUACCGCUCCGGCGUCGAGAAAGAUAUCGACAAUGUCCUUCAAAUCCAUACCGUCUUCCUCUCCGUGCAAAAAGCCCAAACCGCUCCAUCAGCAGAUCUAGCCAAAUCGUUCGGUGCCGGUGUUUCACAAGAUGAGAUCAUUCAGGAGAUUCUGCGCAAGGGAGAAGUGCAAGUCGGAGAGCGCGAGCGCAAGGAUAUACUUGAGAGAAUCCAGAAGGAAGUUGUGGAUAUUGUGUCUGGACGGCUUGUCGAUCCUACCACGAAGCGAGUAUAUACCCCGACGAUGAUUGAGAAGGCGCUGGAUCAGUUAAGUGCGACGAGUGGACAGCAGCAGCAACAAAACGGCGAGGAAACACCGGAACAUGGUGCGACACCUGGAGAACCUCGGAAGCCAUUGUGGAAGGGCGUGUCGACAACCAAGUCAGCAAAGAGUCAAGCGCUCGAAGCAAUGAAGGCUCUUAUCGCUUGGCAACCCAUUCCAGUGAUGCGUGCUCGCAUGCGUUUGCGAGUGACAUGUCCCGUAUCGCUGUUGAAACAAUCCGUCAAAGGCGCUGCGUCGGCGGGAGGCGCACCAAAGGAAGAAGGCAAGCCAUCCAAAGGCGGCAACAAAAAGGGUCAAAAAGGCAAAGGCAAGAAACAUCAAGACUCGGAAGACGAAGAUGAAGCCGAGGAUCAGGAAGCGGCCCCAAAGGCGCCUUCCAACGUGAAGGAAAAGAUCUUGAGCUUUAUCGAGUCGGUAGAGUCGCAAGAGAUUGUCGGCGAGGAAUGGGAAACCGUUGGCUUUGCCGAGCCUGGUGCUUUUAAAGGCUUGAGUGAGUUUGUGACUAGUGAGACGCGUGGGCGUGGAAGGGUGGAAGUUCUCGAUAUGGCUGUUACUCAUGAAGAUUAG
Messenger RNA from Talaromyces amestolkiae, 1002 nucleotides. RefSeq lists its product as uncharacterized. Gene Ontology annotation, biological process: cytosolic ribosome assembly; ribosome biogenesis. The transcript is spliced from 2 exons. Lineage: Eukaryota; Fungi; Ascomycota; Eurotiomycetes; Eurotiales; Trichocomaceae. The coding region runs from base 1 to 1002 and encodes 333 amino acids. The record is from RefSeq and is a predicted model, not a curated record.